AUGUCACGUGCCGAUCCAGUACUUGUUCUUACACGCUAUGUCUACAGCACACAGACCAACAUGGGAUCCGGCGCAGGCCAGGGACUCCAAGGCGGGAUCGCGCCAGUUCUCUGCACGAGACAUGGCAGCUCACACGAAGCUCAAAUUCCGACAAGUCGGACAGACCUCGGCCGCGGAAGUGAAGCAGCGGGAUCUCAGAGCUGAGCUGGCUGUCGCCGAGCUGGAGGCGAAGAACAAGAAGCGCAAAGCGGAGGGUCUGCCACCUUUGGCUUUGGAGGGUGCCGCUCCGACACCAGCGGACGACGAGGCGAACAAACGACGGAAAUUGCUUCAGGAGUCGCUGGAAUUGGAUAAGGAUGAUGAUGAGGAAGAAGAAGCGGGGCCCGGCAAGGCCGCAGAGGAUGGGAACAAGGACGGAGAAAGCAGCGAAUCUGAUUCUGACUCGGAAGAAGACGACGACGAGGACGAGACUGCCGAACUUCUUCGUGAACUGGAGAAAAUCAAGCGGGAACGAGCUGAGGAGAAGGAGCGGUUAGCUCAAGAGCAGUCCGCGUCUGCAGCUGCCUCAAGGGACGCCGAAAUCGCAACUUCAAAUCCGCUGCUGAAUCUCGCUGCUGCCCUCGGCCAGGAUGUGCCUACCGGUAUCAAUACGACGGCCCCAGGCACUUUUGCUGUUAAGAAGCGGUGGGAUGACGACUUGAUUUUCAAGAACCAGGCAAUGUCCAGCAGGGACAAACCCGCCCAUUUCGUCAACGAUUUGCUGAGGACGGAGUUUCACAAAAAAUUCAUGUCCAAAUUUAUCAAGGCGAGUUAUUUCUGGUCGCUUUGA
This is a messenger RNA of Mycena citricolor, 829 nucleotides long. Lineage: Eukaryota; Fungi; Basidiomycota; Agaricomycetes; Agaricales; Mycenaceae. The record is from the annotation of a GenBank genome assembly.